CUAGUGGACUACUGCAAGUUGCUUUGGAUAAAAGCGCCUGCUAAAUGACAAAUCGGGCGUAUUAGGAUGCAGUUAAAGGAAUUAUAGGACCCGAUCGCUCAAGCCAAAUGGUGGGGCAAACAGGGGUCUUUCCGAGGCUUUACUGGAAGCACAUGGCGCGCGAGGAGCGGCCGCCCAAUGAGACGCGGCACAGGCGCAAACGCCGCGGAUUGGUCGAGGCGCACAUUCACAGACUGACCUGAGAGAGAGAGAGAGAGAGAGAGAGAGAAAGAGCGCUGAACGCCGGCGGAUGAGAGGAGAAGAGCGGUCCAGAACAACCGUUUAUAAGGAAACAUGGAGACGAACACGGAGCGAACGUUUGCUGACUUCUCUGGAUCCUGGAAAAUGAAAAGUUCCGAAAAUUUCGAGGAACUUUUAAAAGCUCUCGGCGUAAACGUCUUUCUGAGGAAGAUUGCAGUCGCUGCAGCUUCCAAACCGGCCGUAGAGAUUGCGCAGCAGGGGGAAAGCCUCUCCAUUCAGACCUCCACUAGUGUGCGGACCACUCAUGUGUCCUUCACGGUGGGCGAGUCCUUCAACGAGGCUACAGUGGAUGGACGCUCGUGCACAAGUUUUCCAAAAUGGGAGACAGACCGUAAAAUCGCUUGUGAGCAGAAGCUGCAGAAGGGAGAGGGGCCGGAGACAUCAUGGACACGUGAACUGACCAAUGAUGGCCAGAUGAUUCUCACCAUGAGAGCCGGAGAUGUUGUCUGCACCCGUGUGUAUGAACGAGACUGAAGGAUCCUUAGAUUUCAGUUCAUUCUAUUCUAUUCCAUCUCGACCAUUUCCACAAUGCGCUAAAAUGCUGGCUUAUCGUUGUACAAACAGCCAGUUCCUUCCACAUUUUGUACGUUUGACAUAUGUUAAGUUUGAUUGCCAGAGAAGGAGAAACGUUUGAAGAGUCAGAGUCAGUACUUGUAUAAAGAUGAUAGUGGGUUUGCAUUGUUGUUUUUUGUGUAUUGGCUGAAAAGUGUAUUUAUUAUUGUCGUUUGUGCAUUUUAUGUUUCAGUUUCAUGUAUAUGGCACAAUGUGGCUCAUUAAUCAAAAAUGUUUUAGCAUUAAACCUUUCUACUUAUAA
Puntigrus tetrazona (Sumatra barb) is the source of this 1114-nucleotide messenger RNA. It is a transcript of the gene crabp2b, whose product is annotated as cellular retinoic acid binding protein 2, b. Gene Ontology annotation, molecular function: fatty acid binding. Lineage: Eukaryota; Metazoa; Chordata; Actinopteri; Cypriniformes; Cyprinidae. Bases 334 to 774 code for a protein of 146 amino acids. The record is from RefSeq and is a predicted model, not a curated record. Gene Ontology annotation, biological process: fatty acid transport. The transcript has 4 exons. Gene Ontology annotation, cellular component: nucleus; cytosol.